Pygocentrus nattereri (red-bellied piranha) is the source of this 1202-nucleotide messenger RNA. RefSeq names its product glycine cleavage system protein H (aminomethyl carrier), b (gene gcshb). Gene Ontology annotation, biological process: glycine decarboxylation via glycine cleavage system; protein lipoylation. The transcript is spliced from 5 exons. NCBI's taxonomy places the organism in Eukaryota, Metazoa, Chordata, Actinopteri, Characiformes, Serrasalmidae. Gene Ontology annotation, cellular component: glycine cleavage complex; cytoplasm; mitochondrion. The record is from RefSeq and is a predicted model, not a curated record. Bases 44 to 550 code for a protein of 168 amino acids.
UCGCUACCUGUUAUUUCAUUCGAGCCGGGUAGAGCAGCUGAAGAUGGCGAUGUGCGCGGCGCUCCGGCGCUUCUCCUCAAACUUUCCAGCAGUUCUGCCUCUGCUUUCGGGACCCGCGCGCGUCUCCUUGCGCCACGCCGGCUGGAGGGCGUUCAGCGCGAGCUCGCGGCUCGAGGAAGCUCUCAGAUUCACAGACAAACAUGAGUGGGUACGAGUAGAAGGGGGUAUCGGCACAGUCGGCAUCAGCAAUUUUGCUCAGGAAGCACUGGGUGAUGUAGUGUAUUGUGGACUGCCGGAGGUUGGGACAAAGCUUCAACCAAUGGAGGAGUUUGGUGCUUUAGAAAGUGUGAAGGCUGCUAGUGAGUUGUACGCUCCAUUGACUGGAGAAGUAACUGAAGUCAACACAGAGCUGACCCAGAACCCCGGACUUGUCAAUUCAUCCUGCUAUGAGCGCGGAUGGUUGAUUAAGAUGACCAUAGAAAACCCUGGAGAACUUGAAGCCCUCAUGGAUGAAGCUGCUUAUGAAAAAUACGUCAAAUCACUUGAGUAAUCUGUUAAGUCUGCUUCAUUUCCAGUAAAAGUCACAAAGGGUCUUUGCCAAGUCAGAAAACACUGUAAAUUGCUACCAUUAGAGAUUGUACUAAUAAAAUUCUAUGGAGUAUAUUUAUCAUCAAUUUGUAGUUUUCACCAUGCUGCUCAUCUUAUGUUCUUAUGGCUUGCACAACAGGUAGCCAUAUAUUUCAAUGGGCUCCAUUGAAAAGCUGGGACCAGUUUCAGGUGUUUUCACUGAGCUGGGAAAUGUGAUGAAUGUUGAGUGUUCUCGAUGGCUUUUGUUAAAAAAUGAAAUGAGGCCCAAAAGGAUGAAAAUUACACUAUUGGACCAUUUUGUAUCUGAAAAGGCUACACCAAGUAUUUGCAGUUUUUUAUUAAGACUCUCAGUCAAGAAUUCUUUUGAAAUGAAACUUGCUUUAGUGAUUUGACAGUUGUAAAUUCUGUAAAUUGUUUGCAUGAAUAAAUCUAGGGGUGGAAUGACCCACAGCUUGCUUUGAUUCACUAUAUUGGGUUCACAAUUCAGCAAUGUCAUCAUGAGAACUGUAAUUAUGUUGCUUGUUGUUAGUUGGUGUUGAUCGUUUGCAAACGUUGGCGUUCAAGCAGUUCAUAUGACAUGAAUAAUUGAAUGAAUAAAUGUUUAUCCUCCAUAA